ACCCCUCCAAUGUGCUCACAGGUUCGAGGAGUUGGACCUCUGAACCGCCGAGGCUUCUACCUGGCCUUCCAGGACAUCGGUGCCUGCAUCGCCCUCACCUCUGUACGGGUCUACUACAAGCACUGCGUUGGCGUGAGCCGCAAUCUGGCCGUUUUCACCGACGUGGUGACGGGGGCCGACUCGUCCUCCCUGGUGGAGGUCAGAGGUCAGUGUGUGGACCACGCUGAGGAAAGGGACACGCCGAAGAUGUACUGCAGCGCAGAGGGCGAGUGGCUGGUUCCCAUCGGGAGGUGUGUGUGCUCAGCAGGAUUCGAAGAGCACAGAGAUUCUUGUGUUG
This is a messenger RNA of Austrofundulus limnaeus, 337 nucleotides long. Its product is annotated as ephrin type-A receptor 8. The record is from RefSeq and is a predicted model, not a curated record. Gene Ontology annotation, biological process: ephrin receptor signaling pathway; protein phosphorylation; axon guidance. Gene Ontology annotation, molecular function: protein binding; ATP binding; transmembrane-ephrin receptor activity. Lineage: Eukaryota; Metazoa; Chordata; Actinopteri; Cyprinodontiformes; Rivulidae. Gene Ontology annotation, cellular component: plasma membrane; dendrite.